CAGUCAUAGUCUGGGAACUGGUAGGUAGCCCCUCAAUCGAACAUCCACUGUUGCCCCGAACGGUUUGUUAACGGAAUUUCAAACAGAGACUGAACCAAAAAUUUCAAAAAAAUAAAAAAUAGAAUUCUAGAAUCAAGAAGAAUUCUUCUGUGUGUGAUUGUGUUGAAUAAAAAUAAAAAGAAAAAGUAUAUAAUAAUAAAAGAAAGCACGAAAAGUAUCCAAUCAAUCACAAAAGAUACAGAUAUAAUACGAAAAAGUGCUGACUGUGCUAUCCGGAAACUGAAACUAUUUAGUGUCAACAUAGUAAUUACAGGGCAUAAUUUUCUGAAAACCCAAAAAGAUCAGCAGAAAUCAAUAGCCCCCCGGUGACACAGAUCUUCCGAAAUUGGACAAAAAGCGAAUACCCCACCGGUUACAUAUAUUUUUAAAACGAUCGUUGGCCAGUGCACUGAGAUCUAUAUAGAACUGUAUAAUGAUGUCCAGAAGAGCCCUCCUAAUUGCCGGACUCCUACUGAUCGUGGGCAGCUCCACGGUUCUCUCCUACCCACAAUCCAGCAUCGAUGAUGAGAUGCAGAAUGACGAGGACUUUGAUUAUUCGAGUGACGACCAAAGUGCUCCCAGUCCACAGACCAAGGACUCGACCUCCACAUCCCUGCAGAAGAUCACCAAGACGGCGUCUGUGACUGGAAUUCGUGGCGAGGAGGUGAAGCUUCAGUGCGAUGUGGGAUCAGAAAUGCUUAGCGCGGAAAAUGUUGCUGUUCUUUGGUACUUCGGGGAGAACGUGAUUGCCAAUGGCCGGAAUGUGGUGCAGCCCAACUUUGAACUGGAUCCCAACUUCGAUUUGACCAUCUUGAAGGCCAGCUCCCAGGAUGCCGGCACCUAUCGCUGCGUGGUUCAUCCAUCCAAGUCCGAGGUCAUCACUAAGGUGGUCAUCGCCGAUCAUUCCCUGGAUGCCAUUGCACCGGAGAGCUCCACCUCGACGUCGAGCGCGAUGGCCUGCAGUCUGAUGGGCUGGACGGUCCUCGGAUCUGCCAUGCUGCUGUUGGGAGUCGGUCGUCAUUAGCUUAAGCCUAGGAUUAGUAUUACGCUGGCAGAGAUCUGUGCCCUCUUCAAAACACUCUCCACUCUUCUAUUCUCACAGGAAAAUGAGCAUUUUGUUGAUUGUAAAUUUUUGUAUUUUUAAAGACACAAAAUCAACUUUAUUUAUUAAAUAAAAAAAGGAACCAAAGUAUACAGAA
Drosophila ananassae is the source of this 1238-nucleotide messenger RNA. RefSeq lists its product as uncharacterized. The coding region runs from base 473 to 1063 and encodes 196 amino acids. The record is from RefSeq and is a predicted model, not a curated record. The transcript has 3 exons. Lineage: Eukaryota; Metazoa; Arthropoda; Insecta; Diptera; Drosophilidae.